Messenger RNA from Neltuma alba, 3206 nucleotides. RefSeq names its product 1,4-alpha-glucan-branching enzyme 1, chloroplastic/amyloplastic. Lineage: Eukaryota; Viridiplantae; Streptophyta; Magnoliopsida; Fabales; Fabaceae. Gene Ontology annotation, molecular function: 1,4-alpha-glucan branching enzyme activity; hydrolase activity, hydrolyzing O-glycosyl compounds; cation binding. Gene Ontology annotation, cellular component: cytoplasm. The record is from RefSeq and is a predicted model, not a curated record. The transcript has 22 exons. Bases 205 to 2769 code for a protein of 854 amino acids. Gene Ontology annotation, biological process: starch metabolic process.
GCCACCUUUUCCGCACUCCAAUUCAUGUAUCUCUGAUUUUUUAUAGUCUGGUAAUGCUCUCCCCGAUACGCUUGGGACUUGCCGCGGUUCUCUCAAACAAACACCUGAACUCAUCACUACGCAUAUCACAGUUCGAACCGAGAUCUGUAUCGCACCUCUAUUACUCUUCCUUCUCAAAGUUCAGCUAGUGAUAAAAUCACAACAAUGGUUUACACUUUACCGGGGCUAAGAUUUCCGGCUGUUCCUUCAAUGUAUAAGUCCUCGCAAUCCAGCUUCCAUGGUGAUCGCAGGACUGUUACUCUCUCCUUCUUCCAGAACAUGGACUCCAUUUCUCGUAGGAAGACCCUGGUUGGAAAAUUUUCCCAUGAUUCUGACUCCUCAUCUUCUGCCAUUGCUGCAUCUGAUAAAGUUCUUGCACCUGGAGGUCAAGAUGAUGCUUCAACUCUGACAGAUCAACUUGAAACUACUGAAAUAACAUCACAAGAUUCGCAGGCUCCUGAAAACUUAGAGGAUCUAACCAUGAAAGACGAUAGCAAGUUUAAGGAUGAUGAAGUAACUAGUGGUUUCAGAGAGGUUGAGGAUGGACUAGGUUCUGUUCCUUCGUCACUUGAGGAUGUAGAUGCCAGUGCUCCAGCAAAGACAUCAAUUUCUACAAAAGAGGAAGUAAAAAUAGGAGGAGAUGAAGCUAAACCUAAGAUCAUUCCCCCACCAGGCACCGGACAGAGGAUAUAUGAAAUUGAUCCAUCUUUGCUAGGUUAUCGUGGGCAUCUUGACUUCCGUUAUGGACAGUACAAAAGAUUGCGUGAGGAAAUUGAGAAGCAUGAAGGUGGUUUGGAAGCAUUUUCUCGCGGCUAUGAAAAAUUGGGUUUUACACGCAGCGCCACUGGCAUUACUUAUAGAGAAUGGGCGCCAGGAGCUAAGUCAGCAGCAUUAAUUGGAGACUUCAACAAUUGGAAUCCAAAUGCAGAUGUAAUGACUCGGAAUGAAUUUGGCGUCUGGGAGAUAUUUCUACCCAACAAUGUGGACGGUUCGCCACCAAUUCCUCAUGGUUCUCGAGUCAAGAUCCGCAUGGAUACUCCCUCUGGCAUCAAAGACUCAAUUCCCGCUUGGAUCAAGUUCUCUGUACAGGCUCCGGGUGAAAUUCCAUAUAAUGGCAUAUACUAUGAUCCUCCAGAAGAGGAAAAAUAUGUUUUUAAACAUCCACAGCCAAAAAGACCAAAAUCACUCAGAAUAUACGAGUCACAUGUUGGAAUGAGUAGUCCGGAGGCUAAAAUCAACACAUAUGUCAAUUUUAGAGAUGAUGUUUUGCCUCGCAUUAAAAGGCUUGGCUAUAAUGCUGUCCAGAUUAUGGCUAUCCAGGAGCAUUCUUAUUAUGCUAGCUUUGGGUACCAUGUUACAAAUUUCUUUGCACCUAGCAGCCGAUUUGGCACUCCAGAAGAACUCAAGUCUCUGAUAGAUAGGGCCCAUGAACUAGGCAUUCAUGUUCUGAUGGAUAUUGUACAUAGCCAUGCAUCAAAUAAUACAUUAGAUGGGCUGAACAUGUUUGAUGGAACCGAUGGUCAUUACUUCCAUUCUGGAGCACGGGGUCAUCACUGGAUGUGGGACUCUCGCCUUUUUAACUAUGGAAGCUGGGAAGUAUUGAGGUAUCUGCUCUCAAAUGCAAGAUGGUGGCUUGAAGAGUACAAGUUUGAUGGGUUUCGAUUUGAUGGUGUCACGUCAAUGAUGUACACUCAUCAUGGUUUGGGGGUAGGUUUUACUGGGAACUACAACGAGUAUUUUGGAUAUGCAACUGACGUGGAUGCUGUGGUUUACCUGAUGCUCGCUAAUGAUGUCAUUCAUGGGCUCUACCCAGAGGCUGUUACUAUUGGGGAAGAUGUCAGUGGAAUGCCAACAUUCUGCCUUCCUACACAAGAUGGUGGAGUUGGCUUUGAUUAUCGCCUGCACAUGGCCGUUGCAGACAAGUGGAUUGAGCUUCUCAAGAAGCCUGAUGAAUACUGGACAAUGGGCGAUAUAGUUCACACACUCAAAAACAGAAGAUGGCUGGAAAAAUGUGUGGUGUAUGCUGAAAGUCAUGACCAAGCCUUGGUUGGUGACAAGACAAUUGCAUUUUGGUUGAUGGACAAGGAUAUGUAUGACUUCAUGGCUUUAGACAGACCUUCUACUCCUCUUAUAGAUCGGGGAAUAGCAUUACACAAGAUGAUUAGGCUUAUUACCAUGGGCCUCGGUGGUGAAGGAUAUUUAAAUUUCAUGGGAAAUGAAUUUGGCCAUCCGGAGUGGAUUGAUUUCCCGAGGGAGGGGAACAACUUCAGUUAUGAUAAGUGCAGGCGUCUUUUCGAUCUAGGGGAUGCAGACUAUCUCCGAUAUCGUGGGAUGCAAGAAUUUGAUCAGGCCAUGCAGCAUCUAGAAGAAAGAUAUAAUUUCAUGGUUUCUGAGCAUCAACAUAUCUCGCGUAAAAAUGAAGGAGAUAGGGUGAUAGUCUUUGAAAGGGGAAACCUCGUUUUUGUCUUCAAUUUUCAUUGGACCAACAGCUAUUCAGAUUACAGAGUUGGCUGCUUAAAACCGGGGAAAUACAGGAUUGUCUUGGAUUCAGAUGAUUCAUUGUUUGGAGGCUUCAACAGGCUCGAUCAUACUGCUGAGUUCUUCUCUUCGGAAGGGUGGUACGAUGACCGGCCUCGUUCCUUUCUAGUGUAUGCACCUUCUAGAACAGCAGCGGUAUAUGCCCUUGUGGAUGAUGAAGCUGAAAAACCACCUGGACCAGAAUCAAUGUGAUGCAAGAUGUAACCUGCUGCUUUCCUGGAUAAACAGGUGACAAGGGCAUCAUGGCAUGAUAGAUGCAGUAAUAACUCUAGGACCAUCUAGCCAGCCCACAACCUAUAUAGUGAUUUGAUCACGACGGAAAAUAUGAAGCAGAAAGAAUGGGAAAUAACACCAAGUUAGAAAUAAUGUAUAGCACUUCAUGCUUUUGUAUUAGCACAUGACAUGGGUAGUGGCAUAGCAUUUGAGGAAAUGCAAAGCCAGGAAAGUACUAACGUCGGAUUCGAUGCCAGUUACAAAGCUUUUGUAAUAGAGCAUCUUCUACAUGUCGUCUCAGGGAUUGCCACUUACAUUUGCGGGGUAUUGUAAUUUGUACACGGUUUCUUGAGAUUUAAUUUAAUAAUUUUGUUGGUCAAGACCAGCAAUUCAUAAUGUACUGUUGAGGUGAAACA